AUGGAUCCCCACAAUGAGAAAGACACUGACCAAGUAUCCUCAACAUUCUCCAACAUGCCGACUGAUAUAAUUGCAAAUAUCCUUGGGCGGUUACCACUAGAGCCACUGGUAAAGUCGCGGUUGGUAUGUCGGGAAUGGCAGUGGGUAAGUUCACGGAAGGAUUUCAUUGAAGAUUAUGAUAAAAGGUUAAACCUUGGUGGUCCUCCUACCUUCCACUGUCUUGUCACUGCUAGCACAAAAUACAUUCGGGACGUAGGGUGCUAUUCCGUGUUGUUGGAUCCAGAACGUUCUAGGGGGGACUCCAUAACUGACGCACUUGUUUCUAGUUUUUAUCAUAUUCCAGAAAGAGAAAAGGAAGAGGAAAAGGGGGUCGAAGAGUGGUCGUCAAUCAACAGUCAUCAGGAAGAUUGA
This is a messenger RNA of Prunus armeniaca (apricot), 411 nucleotides long. Lineage: Eukaryota; Viridiplantae; Streptophyta; Magnoliopsida; Rosales; Rosaceae. The record is from the annotation of a GenBank genome assembly.